This is a messenger RNA of Cadophora gregata, 1962 nucleotides long. RefSeq lists its product as uncharacterized. NCBI's taxonomy places the organism in Eukaryota, Fungi, Ascomycota, Leotiomycetes, Helotiales, Ploettnerulaceae. The transcript has 4 exons. Gene Ontology annotation, biological process: DNA-templated transcription. The record is from RefSeq and is a predicted model, not a curated record. Gene Ontology annotation, molecular function: zinc ion binding; DNA binding. Bases 1 to 1962 code for a protein of 653 amino acids.
AUGGUCCCCGACCCUUCUCACUCUGGCCUUCCACUAGGCGAGUCACUGAUCAACCGUCCCGUCGGGAAUGGAGACUGCAUACUUCGUCCGCUCUCAGGUCCUACCAUAGUAGAACGGACAGCGUCCACCAAAACCAUAACCAGCAUUUCCGACGAAGCAGUUCAAGCCUAUGACGCCACCUUGGGCAAUUGGCGUCCAAUGCCAGAUGGAAAUUUAGCGGUGGAUAGAGCUGCCCUCUCUAUUUCGCCUGAUGAGCAGCAACGCAUGAGGGGAUCCAUGGGCCAUUUCGAUCCCACCGUCAUCCCUGAGGCUCUCCCUACCUGCCGUAGGGAUGAGAUUGUGGUCAUCAUAGCAGAAUUAUUUUCGAAAAUGCGGCCACCCCAGGCUACUCCUUCGUUGCCCUCGGUUGAGAUUUUUGACGAGUUGCUUAAGAUCUUUCUCACGACACAGAAGGAUCAGCCGCUUGGGUUUGUGCAUGUUCCAACGUUCAGCCCAUUACAUUGCGACAUAUCGCUCCUGAUGGCUUGUAUUACAGCUGGUGCCAUUUUUUCUCCAAAUCUGGCAGCUCACAAGUUUGGUAUAGCAAUGGUAGAGCUUUCACGCUUUAUUCCUCUUCUCGUAGAUCAAGAGAAUUAUCUAGCUCGCAGCGUAUCUCACAUUCAGUCAUAUAUUAUUCUGACGGAUGUCGCACUUUGGAGCGGUAAUAAGAGGAAGUCUGAGAUCUCGGACGUCAUGUCUGGGUUUCCCGUCACAAUGAUGAGACACGGUCAUCGUUUCAUAGCAUCGAACUACCCGCACAUCAGUCCAUCCCCUGAACUGACAGCGGAGCAGCUGGACGAAACUUGGAAACGCUGGGUGGAUCAAGAGUCAAUGAAGAGGACUGUCUUUCGAAGCUUGACAGCCUGCACGCAACGUGCCAUCGUCAGAGAUGCCCUGCCGCUAAUAUCUUGCCUUGAGGUUUCGACCCCGAUCCCAGAGCAGUCUGAGCUCUGGUACGCCAAUUCUGCUGCCGAGUGGAGGAAUUUGUACAUUCGUCUUCAAGCAUCCCAUGAAGAGCGAAGGCUGUCACUCACAGACUGUCUUGCGGAUGUCACAGCCAUACAGACGAUGCCGCCAUUACAAGAUGACGAUUUUGCGAGAAUGGCGGUAGCAGUUUCUCUAUUGUCUAUGGAUGUCCAGGACCGACGUCGAAAUAUAGUGUUUGUAGCACACUGUGACGAUAGAUGGUCGAAUCAGCAAGCUUUUGGUCCACCAACGGCUCAACAUCUGGCUUCAUUCGUUGAUGAGAUAGGGGGUCUAGUAAACAGUGAAGGCCCCAGGCCCAGAACGACGGCAGCUACUGCGCUCAUGUGCGAGUUUCAUGGCUUCUACAACGCGACGCCAACCUAUCUGAUAGAAGCCCUUCUAGGAAGCGAAAGACACGUGAAGGCUCGAGACGCCUUGCCUCAAUUAGAACAAUGGCGACAGACACGACAAGCGAGAACUGCGGUCUGGCAUGCUGGGCAACUUUUUCGGAUUGUUAGGGCAAUCAAGCCAAGAGAAAGAAUAGACUUCCAAGCUUUCGUCCUAUUCCAUGCCGCACUUUGUAUCUGGGCUUUUGGCAUUACGGGUAGAUCAUCGCCAAACGCCAAAGCAAAGGCACAGCAUGAAGUUGAUCAGAGUGGAGGGGGGAAAAUCAGGCUGGACGGGCUUGAGUCGCUCGAGACCCAGCGUUGGAUCAGCCGUAACCAAGGAUUCCCUUACAUUCCAGAUAGCAGCGAUAUGAUAGGAAUGCCUAACCAGGACACGAGUUUGAUACCAAUUUGUAGCGACGCUAUGUCCGGUAAUGGCUUCAUCUCGCCGCUACUAGAUGCACUCGAACAAUGCUUCUCACUUCAUAUAACUGGACGACGAUACUCACUUCUACACAACGCUUGCCAUGUUCUGAAAGCUCUAGCACGGGGUCCUAACAGACCAAGUUAG